AUGGUCACCGGUAUCGAGGUUGCUGGUAUUGCCCUCGCAUUCUUCCGCUUCCUGUUGAAUACACUGGAACAAGCCGUGGAGGGUGUUGUGGAUGACGAGGAAAUGAUUUCCAAACUCAUCCGUGAUCCACAAGGUGCGGGAUGGAAGGACGCAGACUUGCGAAACCAACUCCGCUUGAGGCUGGACCGAAAUUACGACGUCUUUAUCAACAAUAUGACUGGUCUCUCAGAUUUGCUGCAACAGCUAUCCCACAAGCUAUGGAUUGGUGCAACUGAUUUGAAGACACCUAUCACCGAGGCUUGGGAAAUAUGGAAACUUCGGAAAAUCAUCAGCAAGGCAGUUUACGACGAUCUUCUGACGAAGAUUGAUGCAACAAAUACAAUACUCAACACUCUGAUUGACCAGUCAGUUCACCGGGACGAGGCCAAGAAAAAGCAGCAGCCCCGGAAUUACCUCCUCAAGCGAUAUCAAAAGGCUCGCAAGCAUGCCGAGGGGCUGUUCAAAACAAUUAUCGGAGGGAGCUCCUGGAGUUGCCAAUGUAGGGAGCAACAUUGCGUUCAUCUGCAGCUGCAAACAAAUCUCUUUGAAAAUACCAACGAGUGCAUAGGAGGUAACAUCGAUGCCAAGACCCAAUUUCGAAUAAUCUUUCCUAACGAUAAUGAGACAGUCCCAAAUUGCUCAUGGACUAGGACAGAAGUGUUAUUUGAGCCUUCGCAGGUUGAAGAAAUUGUGACAAUGUAUACCAGUCUGUCUCGGCACGGCGAUCCCAAGUCCCAUAACUAUGAGGCCGAAGAUCCAGUUCGAUAUUCUCCUUGA
Penicillium subrubescens is the source of this 816-nucleotide messenger RNA. RefSeq lists its product as uncharacterized. The coding region runs from base 1 to 816 and encodes 271 amino acids. NCBI's taxonomy places the organism in Eukaryota, Fungi, Ascomycota, Eurotiomycetes, Eurotiales, Aspergillaceae. The record is from RefSeq and is a predicted model, not a curated record. The transcript has 3 exons.